AUGGGUCUGUCUAACCACUGGGUUAAACUCAUAAACCAAUGUGUUUCUACUGUCUCAUACUCUGUCCUUCUUAAUGGUAUCCCAACUGGUUUUUUCCAACCUAAAAGAGGGCUUAGACAGGGAGAUCCUCUUUCUCCCUAUCUUUACAUCAUUUUCUCUAAAGCUCUAUCUUCCUACAUUGAUAAGUCUACAAAAGAACGGAAGACUCCUGAACAUAGAAAAGCUCUUUUGGCUAACAUUUUAGAAAUUCAGAGCAGGGGUUUAGGAGAAAAAUAUCUUGGUACUCCUACUGUGUUUCAAGCAUCUAAAAUCCAGAUUCAUAUGGGUAUUCUCCAAGCUGUUGAUGCCAAAAUCUCUAUCUGGCUUCAUAAGCUCUUAUCCCAAGCUGAUAAAACUACUCUAAUUAAACACAUUGGCCAGGUUAUCCCCCCUUUUCAAAUGGGAGCCUUUCUAAUAUCUAAGCAUCUUUGUAAAAAAAUGGAUUCGUACCUCUGCAAAUUCUGGUGGGGGGAAACUUUAGACCCAAAAGAUAGAAAGUUGCAUCUGCUUGGCUGGGACAUUUUAUGCUCCCUCAAAGUUGAAGGUGGUUUGGGCUUUAGGAAGGCUGAAUUAAAUAAUCUGGCUAUGCUUGCUAGGAAUGCCUAG
Molecule: messenger RNA, 645 nt
Organism: Papaver somniferum (opium poppy)
Lineage: Eukaryota; Viridiplantae; Streptophyta; Magnoliopsida; Ranunculales; Papaveraceae
Exons: 2
Coding region: 1-645 (214 amino acids)
Source: RefSeq, a predicted model, not a curated record